Messenger RNA from Lacerta agilis (Sand lizard), 2244 nucleotides. RefSeq names its product carboxyl-terminal PDZ ligand of neuronal nitric oxide synthase protein-like. Gene Ontology annotation, molecular function: nitric-oxide synthase binding. Lineage: Eukaryota; Metazoa; Chordata; Lepidosauria; Squamata; Lacertidae. The record is from RefSeq and is a predicted model, not a curated record.
CGAUGCUCUUGCAAGAUGCCGGUCAAGCUCAAGAACCGCUACAACCGUGACGAUGCCGGAGACUCGCGGGUGCCGCUGCACAACGAGGAAGCCUUCCAGCACGGGAUCCACUUCCAGGCCAAGUACAUUGGCAGUCUGGAUGUGCCAAGACCCAACAGCCGCGUGGAGAUAGUUGCCGCGAUGAGGAGGAUCCGGUAUGAAUUUAAGGCCAAGAACAUCAAAAAGAAGAAGGUCAACAUCAUCAUCUCGGUGGAUGGAGUGAAAGUGAUCUUGCGCAAGAAGCAGAAGAGAAAGGAGUGGGCCUGGGAUGAGGGCAAGACGGUGGUCAUCCACGACCCCGUUUACAGGAUCUUCUACGUCUCUCACGAUUCCCAGGACCUGAAGAUAUUCAGCUACAUCGCCAGGGAUGGUGCGAACAACUCUUUCCGGUGCAACGUCUUCAAAUCCAAGAAGAAGACGCAGGCCAUGCGGGUGGUUCGGACAGUGGGCCAGGCCUUCGAGGUCUGCCACAAGCUGAGCCUCCAGCAUGCCCUACAGAAUGCCGAUGGCCAGGCAGAUGGAGCCAGCAACAAUUCUGCGGAUGACCCCCUGGUGGAAGGUUUCCAGCUGGCUGGGGCAGCAAUGGGUGACGAAGAAAAUGUUCCCGAGGGGGUGUUUGCACCCGACUUUGGAGCCUGCGAGCUGCGCUUGGCCACACCCAGCCGAGGGGUCCCACAAUCUGGGAUGAUCCUGAAGGACAGGAGCAGUCAGGAAAAUGAGACCGGGUCGCUCCGCCCUUCCACCGCACAGCCGCUGGGCAGCCCUGCAAGCCCCAGCUCCCCCGCCUCAGUGACCCCGCUGGCCUCCCAGCAUUGCCUCCAGCUCCUCCAGCACCAACUCCUGCAGCAGCAGCAGCAGACGCAGGUGGCUGCGGCACAGGUGCAGCUCCUGAAAGACCAGCUGUCAGCCGAAACCACAGCCCGGGUUGAAGCUCAGGUCCGAGUCCGGCAGCUCUUGAUGACCAACCACGACCUCCUCCAGCACGUCUCCUUGCUAGUGAGGCAGCUCAAGGAACUAGAAAUCAAGGUGCACCUGCGACAUCCGGUUGACCGUUCCCUGCAGAACCUGAGUCUGGCUCAGUCACUCUCCCUCAACUUAAAGAACCACUACAGCCUUGACAUCAACCUGCCAUCCACCUCGACACCGGCCAGCGUCCUGGGCAGCCCUGUGGCACAGAUGGGCGGAUCUUGCGAGUCUUACCUGAAUCUGUCCAACCUGGAGAAGGGAAGCCAGCCGGCCCACUGGGCAGAGAGCGAGGAGCACCUGGCAGUCCUGGAGGGGCCAGACGGCCUCCGCAGCGUUGAGGGGUCUGAGGCCGCAGACUGUGGGGUGCUCGGAAGAUCCAGCCGGCAGAAGAGCAGCUACCUGGGCACUCCAGCACAGGAGGAGAGGUUGCAGCCCCUCAUCCCCAAGCUGAACCCGCCCCCUCCAACCCUGCGGAGGAGGUCAAGCAAAACCACCUCGCCCAGCCUGGAAGCAGAGAAGGACACCGGCUCCGGCACCAGCACCAGCACCAACUCUGGGCCCGGCCACAGCACCUCCACGCUCACCAGCAUCACCUUCUUCUCGCUGGCCAGCUUGGAGUCUGAGCCCAGGACGCUGGGAAGAGGUCACACUUGCGGCCGUGCCGAAAACCAGGCGGCCCUAAGCCAGGAGCGGGCUGGGGAGGGUGGACAGGCACCCCCAGCAAAAGGGACCUUGGGACGACCCGAGAAAGGCCCCGCUAGGGAUCUGGGUGGCAGCUUGUCUGUCCGGCGUCCUUUCUUCUCCUCAGCCGGCAAUGAAACCUGUUUGCGCAUCAGUCUCUCGGAGGACGAGCUGGACACACCCGGGGCCUGCGUUGCUCGUGCAUAAACCAUGCUCGCACUGGUUGCCAGGCACGGGUUGUGGGGUUAGAGGUGGCUUGUAGGGUGCUGUGGCGCCAGAGGGGAGUCUCUGAAAUGGCCACCAGUGGAGGCUGGCAGUUCCGUAAGAGCGAAAGUGGGGGACUUUGAGCCAGAAGCCACGUGGUCUCCAAAAGAAGAGAGCUGGGGGGAGGGGUCUACUGCCUUUGUCUCCCACACAAGCAGAGGUCCUCAGCAGACAUCAGGAAAUGACCAGAAGUCUUGACCUGGGAUGGAGGAACACCUAAGGACCUCGUGUCACCCAGGGUACAACCAGGCGCAAGGUCCUCAGUCUCGCGUGCCCCAGGGAAAGAGCUCAGCG